This is a messenger RNA of Cervus elaphus (red deer), 939 nucleotides long. RefSeq names its product olfactory receptor 4C46-like. Gene Ontology annotation, cellular component: membrane. The coding region runs from base 1 to 939 and encodes 312 amino acids. Gene Ontology annotation, molecular function: olfactory receptor activity; G protein-coupled receptor activity. The transcript has a single exon. Gene Ontology annotation, biological process: G protein-coupled receptor signaling pathway. The record is from RefSeq and is a predicted model, not a curated record. Lineage: Eukaryota; Metazoa; Chordata; Mammalia; Artiodactyla; Cervidae.
AUGAGAUACAUGGAGAACAGGAACAACGUGACAGAGUUCAUUCUCCUGGGGCUGACACAGAAUCCAAAGAUGCAAAAAGUCAUAUUUGCAGUGUUUUUGGUUGUCUACAUUGUCUCUGUGGUAGGAAAUGUGCUCACCUUGGUCACCAUCACCACCAGUCCAUUAGUGGGGUCUCCCAUGUACUUUUUCCUGGCUCAUCUCUCUUUCAUUGAUGUCUGCUAUUCCUGUGUCAAUACCCCUAAACUGAUUGUAGUUUCACUUCAUAAGAAGAAGACCAGCUCUUUCAUUGAAUGCAUGUGCCAGAUCUUUGGGGAGCAUUUAUUUGCAGGCGCUGAUGUCAUCCUGCUGACUGCAAUGGCCUAUGACCGCUAUGUGGCCAUCUGCAAGCCCUUGCACUACACGACCAUCAUGACCUGGCAGGUGUGUUGGUUGCUAGUGGGAGUGGCAUGGGCAGGAGGCUUUCUUCAUGCAACCAUUCAGAUCCUCUUCAUCUUCAGGUUACCCUUCUGUGGCCCUAAUGUCAUAGACCACUUUAUGUGUGAUCUGAAUCCUCUGCUCCAACUUGCCUGCACUGAUACCCACACUCUCGGGCUCUUUGUUGCUGCCAACAGUGGCUUCAUCUGUCUGUUGAUCUUCCUCCUCUUGGUUGGCUCCUAUACAGUCAUCCUGCUCUCUUUAAGGACACGCAGCUUGGAGGCGAGGCAGAAAGCCCUCUCCACGUUGAUCUCCCACAUCACAGCGAUCCUCCUAUUCUUUGUGCCAAGCAUAUUUACUUACCUGAGACCAGCAGUCACUUUACCUGUUGAUAAAGCAGUUGCUGUAUUCUACACUAUGAUAACCCCCAUGUUAAAUCCCUUAAUCUAUACCUUGAGAAAUGACCAGAUGAAAAAUGCCAUUAGAAAAUUGUGUGGUAGAAAAGUGAUUUCAAGUGAUCAAUAA